AGUCCGGAGUAUUUGAUUUGAUAAAAUCUUGGCACAGUUGACACCAACAGGCCAAAACCGCCUAGUGAGGAAAAAGGGGAAAACGAAUAGGUGUCGUCUCGAACUGGAAGGAAGCUGAGAGACAUCAGAGACGGAAACCCACUCCGAGGAGGAGGAAUAGGUAAAGAGGGCUGUUGACUACAAUUAGAGGUAUUGUUGUUACAUACCUGAUUUAGAUGGAGCAGUCUCUGUCAUCUCUUGCAUUCAAGGGGUCUAUUGGUGAAGCAAUUACUGAAGCCAAACAGCAGAAGAAACUUUUUGUAGUUUACAUCUCAGGUGAUAACUCAGAAUCUAAUAAUUUGGAAACCUCUACAUGGUUGGACUCACAAGUGGCAGGGUCUUUAUCUAAGUAUUGCAUUUUGUUGCACAUUGUGGAAGGAAGUAGUGAUGCAAUAAAUUUCUCAGCAUUGUAUCCACAGAAAGCUGCCCCAUGUAUAACUGCUAUUGGAUACAAUGGCGUACAACUAUGGCAACAUGAGGGCUUUGUUGCUGCAGACGUUCUAGCAUCCAGCUUAGAAAAGGCAUGGCUAAGUCUUCAUAUUCAGGAGACACUGUUGACUGCUGCACUUGCCUCUAAGGCUGAAUCAUCUCCUGGAACUUUGAAUUCUGCCUCACCUGAGCAGGGCAGUUCAUCGAGGGAAAAUGUUCCACCACCACCUUCAUCAGAAAUAGAAGCAGAGGCGGUUGUGCCUGGACCAUCUAUGGACUCUCAGACCAAAGUGAAGGAAGCAGAGUCUCUUGAGGCUAGACCAUCUAUGGACUCUCAGACCCCUGUGAAGGACAUGAAUUCCAUUCCAGUUGACACAUUAUCUCCUAGUUUAGCUUCUACUGUUCAAUCUGGAAGUGGUGAAAGUAACAACUCUGCUGUCCCUGUGAUUGCAAAGGUGGAAAAAUCAUUUGAUGCGGCAGAAGGAACUGGCAAUUUUAAAGAUGGGCACCCUAUCUUAAUAGAGGGGUCGCAUUUAUCUGACCAACGCCCACCACCAAAUAAUGAAGUUUCCAAGGAUGGUGGCAGUAAAGCAACUGAAACUGAAGUGGAGAAAGUUAAUGUGUCAGAAUCUUCUUCCAGAACAUCAACAGAUGUUCAUUUAAACAUCAAACUGCCUGAUGGUUCCAGUUUACAGGUGAAGCUGUCAGUGAUGGACACUUUGAGAGCAGUCAAAGACCAUAUUGAUAGAAACCAAUCCAUCGGCUUUUCUUCUUAUGAUCUUGCAGUUCCUUAUCCACGCAAGGUCUUUACUGAUCAAGAUUUGGAUAAAACAUUAUCAGAGUUGAAUCUCUUCAAUCGACAAGCACUGAUUGUGGUUCUUCAUCACAAAGGAAGUUCUUCAUUGCGUGACCAGAAUAUUUUGGCCAACAAUACUAGUGCCACAAGUGGUAAUGCCGAAGGAUAUUUUUCUCUUGUUAGACGACUCGUCUCUUAUGUGAAUCCUUUUUCCUAUCUUGGUGGGGGUGCAAGCUCAUCAGAUGCUGUACAGGAUUCUCAAAGCGCCACAUUGCAAUAUGGUUCAAAUCCUUCACCCCGGAAUAAUGUUGCGGGAAAUGGUAGACCGUACAGUGUGAAUUCAUCCAACGGUAAUACGCCUGGUAGCAGUAGCAGCAAUGUUAAGAACAGAAAGCAGCCUUCAUCUCCCUUUGGGAGCGGGAGCAAUAUCCAUACGCUGAAACACGAUGACGAUAGUCAGUUUAGAGACGGGAAUGCAUUCUGGAAUGGAAAUUCUACACAGUUUGGUGGCGGUAACAAUGACAGUAAAUGAUGGUAUCCAUGCAUUUUCUCAUAUGUACAUGUGGGUUUGUAUUUGGCCCUCGAGUAUCUGCUAUACAGGCCCCCUCUUUGGUUCUUUUCUUCUAAUAAAGUAAUAAUUGUUAAAUAAAGAUGAUUUAUUUAUGUCGUCU
Molecule: messenger RNA, 1935 nt
Organism: Ipomoea nil (Japanese morning glory)
Lineage: Eukaryota; Viridiplantae; Streptophyta; Magnoliopsida; Solanales; Convolvulaceae
Product: plant UBX domain-containing protein 11
Exons: 10
Coding region: 216-1796 (526 amino acids)
Molecular function (GO): protein binding
Source: RefSeq, a predicted model, not a curated record